AUGAGUGAAAAUCAUAUGAAUUUGUUGAAACGGUUGAAGGAAAUAUCGAAGAUGAUUGAAAUAACGUUGCAACAGAACAACCGGCUGAAGGGCAUCCUGGCCAGUGAGCAGUACUUCAGGAAGAAGUGUGAGGCGUCCAUGGAGACGAUCGACAACACCACGGAACAGCAGGAGUGCUUCAGGAAGGUGUCCAAAAUUUUCAUCAAAAAACCACGAGAAGUGCUCAAAAACGAACUUAACGAGGAGAUGGCCCAGUACGACAAGCACAGUCCUCACUUGGUGGAACUCCGAAAAAAAUUGAUAGACAAAUUGUCCAACCUUAAGGAUCAGUACUUGCAAACGCACGAAAGUAUCGAGCGGGAGGCGAGCCGGACGACUUAA
Plasmodium knowlesi strain H is the source of this 381-nucleotide messenger RNA. RefSeq names its product mediator of RNA polymerase II transcription subunit 11, putative. Bases 1 to 381 code for a protein of 126 amino acids. Gene Ontology annotation, biological process: protein folding. NCBI's taxonomy places the organism in Eukaryota, Apicomplexa, Aconoidasida, Haemosporida, Plasmodiidae. The record is from RefSeq and is a predicted model, not a curated record. The transcript has 6 exons. Gene Ontology annotation, cellular component: prefoldin complex.